Messenger RNA from Pangasianodon hypophthalmus (striped catfish), 7137 nucleotides. It is a transcript of the gene arhgap23b, whose product is annotated as Rho GTPase activating protein 23b. The record is from RefSeq and is a predicted model, not a curated record. Gene Ontology annotation, molecular function: protein binding. Lineage: Eukaryota; Metazoa; Chordata; Actinopteri; Siluriformes; Pangasiidae. The transcript is spliced from 25 exons. Gene Ontology annotation, biological process: signal transduction. The coding region runs from base 1966 to 6111 and encodes 1381 amino acids.
AUUCCUAUCUUCUGUGCCUUUAAGAUAUAUCUAUCAUCUGGAAAUGUGGAUAUAGUGUAGCAUUAAAAAUGCAAAGUAUGUAAUUGGACUGUUAAUAAACUGGUAAUUGUAAGUUAAAACUUUAAAGAUACAUUGUGUGCAUCGUUCCAGGUUACAACAAACAAACAAACUAACAAACAAAAGCAUACUAACAGUAUAAAAGGUAUACACUUGGUAAAAGGUAUAAUACCAUCAUAAAAGGUAUGAUACCAUCCCAGUACAAGUAAUGGUACAGUUUAGUACUCUUGUUUCUGAGAGUGUAGGGACAAUACCAUAAGCACCAUCUGCUCUCUCAGUAAUCUUUCAGUACUCUAUGCACUGUGCAUCUCGUUUUUUAAAUUUUUUAUAGAAUAGCUUCUUAAGAUGCACAUUUAGGAAUCUCUGUUUUUCUUUUCUUUCUCAGCAGUGCUAUUUUGGGAAUUGUUCCAUUCAGAAAUAGCCUAUAAUAAUAACAUGCUCUGUGGAGUGUAAAUGUGUUCCCGGACUCUUGCACCUGCCCAGGGGCCCCGCGACUCACACAGACUCCGCCCUUCCACAGACGCGAACAUAUAGCGCUGAGUGCUGAUUGGCUGGCACAAGCUGUCGCGCUUUAGAUGACCACGCCCCCUUGUGAAAGAUGUGGCGGGCGAGAUGUUUGUUGCUGUGGAGUUCAUGAGGGCUGGUGUGGUCAUAUUUAAGUUAACGGUCAGUCAGGAGAAAACGGGAUGAAUAUUGAGUCAGUUGUCGUGGCAGAUAACACAAAGUAUUACUGUAACUGUAUUCCAUUUCUGCUAAGCGGGAAGGUAUUAUUAGUUUAACAAUUUGUCAAGUCUGUGCUGAACGGUUCAGCCUCCGACAAAUGUCAUGAAUGGAGUUGCCUUCUGCCUUGUUGGAAUACCACCGGACUCUCAAAGUGAAAGGCAGCACAUAGUCCCUCAUGCUUGCCAAGCUCUUGCUGCAAUGACGCUAAUCCAGUGAGCUUCUCAAGUCUCAGUAAGGAAUGCCCUUUCCCUGUGUCAUGGAGAUUAUGGGCCUAACAGAACCACUCUCUUCUUUGGGGAGACACCAGAAGUGAGCCAUUGACUAUCUGACAGAGUACAGUCAUGACCUUCGUAGAAUUAAAUCCAAAUCCAGUCAGAACAUUAAAGUGAAACUAUAUCAGCUGUUUAUCUGUGUUUCUAGUUCUCAUUGUCAUACUUCUGUUUUACUUCCUGUUUAGGACAGGCUGACAGGCUCUUUAGCUCAUUAUGAUAAAGUUUUGAAUGUGUCUGGCCUUUCACCCUUUUUUAGCGAGCAUGUCAGGAGAGGGGAGCUACUCGUGAGUGUGUGGAGUGACAGGGAGCAAAUUAAGCUGCCCCAGACUGGCAUUCUUUAUAAGGGAAAACAGCAAGUGAAGUAAGGAGAGAGAGAGAGCGAGAGAGGGCUAGAGAAUGAGAGUGGGCUUUUGAAUGGUCUUUGCUCAUAUCUGAGAGUGGGAGGUACAAGGCAGGCUUGGUCUUGUCUUUGAAAUGCAGUGGUGACAAUGAGCUUCUGUCUCUGCCAGGCUCAGAGUGGGGUGAGACAUGCUCCUGUGUCACGGGAGGGGCGGCGUUCUGCGUAGGUCAGAGGUGAAAGGUCAGGCGCAACUGUUCAGGCUCUCUUUUUGAAUGGAAACAGUAAGUUAUAUAUGUUUCAAGGGACCUGGUGUGAAGACUGACAGGAGCUCAAAGGGAGGCAAAAGGGCCAAGAGAUGGAGUUCUGUUGUCCAAUGAGAAAGCACGUUCAGUGUCCAGGGAAGGUGUGGCAUGGAAGGGCCCUCGUACAGUGGUGCUGCAGAAGAACUCUCAGGGCUUUGGGUUUACACUACGGCACUUCAUAGUGUACCCACCAGAAUCUGCCCUCCACACCUCUGUGAAGGAUGUAGAGAAUGGCAAUGGAAAAGGGACUCAUAGGGGCCGCCUGGAGCCAAUGGAUACUAUUUUUGUGAAGAGCGUGAAGGAGAUGGGUCCUGCCCACCAGGCUGGGCUCUGCACAGGAGACCGACUAGUAAAAGUAAAUGGGGAGAGUAUUCUGGGGAAAACCUACUCUCAGGUUAUAGCACUGAUCCAAAACAGUAAGAGUGUGCUGGAGCUUUCCAUUAUGCCUAAAGAUGAGGAUGUACUCCAGUUGGUAAGUGCAUACUCUCAUGAUGCUUAUCUGAAAGGGAAUCAACCAUACACCGGAGGGGCUCAAAACCUUCCAGAGCCUCCUCCAAUCUGCUACCCUCGCAGCAAACCCAGCUCCUCCGGUAUGCCUGGCAACCUGAACUGCAGGCGUGGGUCAGCAGGUCUCUUAGACACCCGCUCCAUGGGAGACAGUAUUGGGGGUACAGGCCGCCGCUCAGAUAUCCCAAGCCUCCAUGCGCUUCGUAACCAGCGUGCUCGCUCCUCAACCAUAGCCAUCAGCCCUCUGGACUUUCACUUUGCCAACCACAAUGCGGCCAUCACCUCAGCCUCCCUGCCCCACCCGCGGAAGGGCAGCCUUCCACUGUCACAGAGUGAGCUGUGUCACCAGGCCCUGGCUAAAUGGUACCACAGCCAGACAACAGAGCGCUCAGGCAUGUCACACCACCACCGCAGCAUCUCUCAGGACACACUGCUUUGCCACUAUGGAACAGCCACAGGAUUCAACCAGUCCCCUUACAUAGACUCGUGUUGGAUGGGUAGAUGGGGUAUGACUGGGGCCCAGCAAUCAAACCGCUCCUGCUCAGAAAAUCUACUGGCUUCUUAUGCUGAAUACGAGAAGAGCCAUGGGCGCUCGCUAGAGAAAUUGGACAAGGCAGCUGCUCUGGUUUCACCACGCUAUGAGAAGUCGGCCUGUGCCCCACAGAGCGGCCAGCCAAUCAGAAAAGAAGAGCAGCCCUGCUUGGCUAAUCAGCGUGCAGUAAUUUGUGCAGAUGUGCCGCCUCUGGGCCGGGGAUCCAGCCAUGCCCAGGAGCAGACAGGCUCUCAGGCUUAUCAGUCAGCCCAGCCCAGAUGUUUGCCCACACAGACAGUAGAUGACCAGAUGGUGGGCUACCGCAGCUAUAGUCCCUCUUUCUGUCGCAAAGCGGGCCACCUCAUGCAGCAGGCUCACUCCUUUAAAGAUUCUUCCUACACUGGUCCUCACCUUAGCUGGACUACCACACCUAAAACCAGCCCCCCAGAUACUGUACAUUCUUCAGGCAGAGAUUCGUCCCCUCUGUCCAUGUCUUCCACUGCCGAGACACAGAACUCUGCAAAGGAAAGCUCAGGUAGUGGACCAACAGUGGAGGAGCCUGUUCAAGCACAGAUGCAAGAAGUAGUCCUCAGACAGAAGUCUCCCUCUGGCAAAUGUACUCCCCACGCAAUGCGCCACCCAAACUACGCUGUGCCUGUGGAUCUACUCGAACCUCCUGUUGCCUCAGCCCCUGCGCGGUCCAAUGGUACCCUGCAACCCCUGCCUGUGGAGCAGGACUCCCUGGCUUCCAUUCCCUUUAUAGAUGAGCCUACCAGCCCCAGUGUAGACCUGCUUGCCCAGCACGUGCCUGCCUCCUCUGUGGUGUCCAGCAGCCUGUGCCAGGCACCUACCCUGACCAGCAGCCCUAUCCCUCCCUCCCUUACCUCCCCUCUCACCCAUCUCUUCGACACAGAUUUCAGCACUGUCAAGAACAGCCGUCGCUCUUCCUACCUGCUGGCCAUCACAACUGAGCGCUCCAAGUCUUGUGAUGAGGGUCUGAACACAUUCAGAGAUGAAGGCCGCGUGUUUACGAGAUUACCAAAAAGAGUCAAAAGCUUUUUUACAGAGGGUUCCCUUGAGAGUCUGCGAGCGGCAGAGGAAGCUCGCUCCAAACGCCACUCCACCUCUGAGCUCGGCAACAUCACGCUAACGGAUAUCAGAAAAGAGGGCUGGCUGCACUACAAACAGAUCCUUACAGAGAAGGGCAAGAAAGUUGGUGGUGGUAUGCGGCCAUGGAAACGGGUCUUCUCUGUGCUGCGCUCCCAUUCGCUCUUUCUGUACAAGGACAAGCGUGAGGCGGUGCUCCAUGGAGCUGGGUCAUUGGGCCAUGGUGGUGGUGGUGAGGAUGAGCAGCCCAUCAGUAUCCGUGGCUGCUUGAUUGACAUAGCCUACAGCGAGACGAAGCGGAAACACACACUACGACUCACCACACAGGACUUCUGUGAGUACUUGCUGCAGGCAGAGGACCGGGAUGACAUGUUGAGCUGGAUCCGCAUCAUCCGCGAGAACAGCAAGACCGACAAUGAGGAACUUGGUUUUUCCAGACAGGCCCUCAUCAAUAAGAAACUAAACGAUUACAGGAAACAAAGCCUAACAGGUACUAAGCCAGACACUUCUCCCAGAGUCCACAGGAUGAUGCAACCAUUUCUCCUCUCAAAGACAGACAGCAGCUCAGGAGUGAACCGAUCCCUGAAGACAGAGAGCAAAGAGGAGAGCAGUCCCCCUAAGGCUACAUGGAGCAUCAACAUUAUGAAAAAAGGAAAGAAAGCCGGCCCUAAGGCCUUUGGGGUUAGACUAGAGGACUGCCCUCCGGGAGCCAAUAAUAAGUUUGUGCCUCUGAUUGUGGAGACCUGCUGCAGCCUGGUGGAAGAGAUGGGUUUGGAAUAUACAGGGAUCUACAGAGUGCCAGGGAACAAUGCCAUGGUGUCCACCCUACAGGACCAACUCAACAAGGGCAUGGAGAUCAACACUGCUGAAGAGAGAUGGCAGGACCUGAAUGUAAUCAGCAGUCUCCUUAAGUCUUUCUUUAGGAAGCUUCCAGAACCCCUUUUCACUGAUGACAAAUACAAUGAUUUCAUCUAUGCCAAUCGGUUAGAGGAUGCUGGAGACCGGUUGAAGACAAUGAGAAAACUGGUUCGUGACUUGCCUGAUCAUUGCUACCACACACUUAAAUUUCUGAUCAGCCAUCUUAAGCGAGUGGCAGAUCACUCAGAGAAGAAUAAGAUGGAGCCCAGAAACCUUGCUCUUGUGUUUGGUCCCACGCUUGUGCGUACCUCAGAGGACAAUAUGACCGACAUGGUCACUCACAUGCCUGACCGCUACAAGAUUGUGGAGACUCUCAUUUUGCAUCAUGCCUGGUUCUUCAAUGAUGAGUUGAUGGAUAAAGAUGAGAAGACCCCUGAAGACCAACGGGAUGAGCAGCCCAUUCCAAAUAUUGACCACCUCCUCUCCAACAUUGGCCGAACAGCACCACAGGGGGACACCUCAGAUUCCACUAACAGCGAUUCAGCUAAAUCCAAGGGAUCCUCGAUUUCAAAGAAAGAUGUGAGUGCCAAGGAUUUCCUUCCCCUGUCCAUCAUAUCUGCUGUGACCCGGAAGAGAAAGAAGCAUCGGAGUGCCUGCCCUACAGACAGCAGUAGCGAUGAGGACUCAGAGCACGAGCCGGUGAAAGCCAGCAACUAUGGAGAGCUGAGUGAGAAUGGGGGGAAUGAGAGCGAUGGAGGUCAUGAGGAGAGCAAGAUGGGGUGUGCUGCCCAAAGCACAGAAAGCCAGACGACAGAAGUAGAUGAAAAGGAUGUAGAAGGAAAACGUAUGAUGGAGUCACAAGAGGAAAGAGAACAGGAGGUGGGAGGGAGGGAGAGUGGAGGUAGCGAGCAAGAGGACAUACAAGUGGGCGUCAGUGUGAGGGUGCAGUUAGGGCGAGAACAGCCGCAGCGGCCUCGCAGCUUCCUCUACUCUCACCAGAAUUCUCCAGGGCCGAGAGUCACAGACCAGUCAGCCAGCAAUCCCUCGUCCCCCUGCUCCAGUGAUGCCCACAGGCUCAGCCAGGUCAACUCAGCAAGCCGUAAGAAGCUGCGUGGAGAGAGGGCGCGCCCUCGCUCUUUAUAUGAGGAACCAGGUCUGGAGAGGGCUGUGGGUCUGGCCCGAGUCAAAGCCUCACUUGUGCGCGGCCAGGAGAGGCUGCGUCAGGCCAUGUCCCCCAGCAGAGACACCUCUGUCCAGCAGAGUUGGUUGAGUCAGGUACAUGCCAACUUACUUUCCUCUGCCAACGACUUGUGGAGGUCAGGGACUCAGCGGCGACAUGCUUCCCCAGAGACGCGCCGCAGGCGGAGAGACUGGAGACGCCAUACAGUGGUGGGAAAUAGUGGGGAAGGCUAAACAAGGACAUCUAAACACCCUGAAUCCUAAUGCAUUAACACGCUGAAGGGAAAUAAAGCACAGUACUCAAAUAUCAAGUGUGAAGGCAUAAGGUUCAGUUUAAGUCUUAAAAUGAAGGAAAGCUUGGCUAGAGAUGAAUCAUUUCGGUUAUUAAUUGCAUAUUUGCACCAUGCCGAAAGCAAGUGUUUCAUGUAACAUUUAUGCAAUAAAGGCUUAAGGCCUUUCGGCAUUCUGCACUGGUGCAAUAAAUAACUGAAGCCCUUUCCAGCUUCAUUUCCAGCUCAUCUCCUUCAUCACUGGAGGAGGGCACUUCAGCUGAAAGAGCAGGAUCCUCACUGCACAUCUGCAAGACUUUGCACUGCACCUUAUCAGCAACACCAAACACAAAAUGGCUCCCGACCUCAGGUGCCAGAACAGAGAGCUGUGGAGCAGCCAUAACAAUACAUGCUGCCACCUAUUCGUAAUUCUCACACCAUGUACAUACAUUGCUAAAAAGGGUCUGGUGUGAUUCACAAAUGUGUCUUGUUCUCCUGCACCCAUUCCCCAAAUAAACACAGUCUUCCCUUGUUUGAGUGGAAAUGACAGUAUUACACACAAAGUGGUUGUGGCAAAAACAGCUGAAAGCAGCUGCACUGAGAUAUGACAUAACCUUACCUUCAGCUCUGGCGUGCCAAUCAAUCUCGUUCUUUCUUUUCUGUGUUUUGACCUACAAUAACUGUUCUCCUCUGGUGGCUCUGAGCAGCCACUGCAGAUUUUUAUUAUGUUUGACCAGUUAUUACUUCCAACCUCAUGUUGUGUAUGACCUAACAUGUCUGUCCUGUGUGUUAUAUUGUCUUUGCCCUGUGCGUGUACAUUUAUGCACUAUGUGGGUGAUCAUGUGGACCAAUUUUUUUUUUUUUUUUGUAACAGUUGUACAAAGCCUUGCUAAGUUAACCUCUGUGUACAAAUGAUACAUGUGGUUGUUUUGAAUUGUCCCUUUUUUAUUUUUUAACUUUUGGACUGUUACAUAAAGAUGUCUUAUUUCUA